Messenger RNA from Carassius carassius (crucian carp), 1694 nucleotides. Its product is annotated as 2,4-dienoyl-CoA reductase [(3E)-enoyl-CoA-producing], mitochondrial-like. Lineage: Eukaryota; Metazoa; Chordata; Actinopteri; Cypriniformes; Cyprinidae. Gene Ontology annotation, molecular function: 2,4-dienoyl-CoA reductase (NADPH) activity. Bases 136 to 1137 code for a protein of 333 amino acids. Gene Ontology annotation, cellular component: mitochondrion. Gene Ontology annotation, biological process: fatty acid beta-oxidation. The transcript has 10 exons. The record is from RefSeq and is a predicted model, not a curated record.
UUUCAGACUUUAGUUUUGUCCUUGCAAUGCGUCAGAGGCUUUACUGAAUGCGACUUUUAUUUGUUUAUUCGCAUGUUUUGACAUUGUUAAAGCACGCUUUCUCUCUAAAAAAAAAUAUUUGUUUCUUUUGACGCCAUGGCACUGUUCAGAGGAUUGACUGUGUUAAAUCGAGUUUCUCCAAACAAGUAUUUCACACCAGCACGAAUGUUUAGAAAUGGGACAAACACUUUAUACCAGAGCGGUCCUCAAGCUAGAUUCUUCCCACCUUCUGAAAGUGUUAUGCUUCUACCAGGAACUUACAAAAACAAAGUGGCCUUCAUCACUGGAGGAGGAACGGGACUCGGAAAAGCCAUGACCACCACUCUGUCUUCACUGGGAGCGGAGUGCGUGAUAGCCAGCAGAAAUCUUGAAAUUUUGAAGAAAACAGCAGAUGAGAUCUCACAACAGACAGGAAACAAGGUCCAUGCCGUCCAGUGUAAUGUUAGAGACCAUGCUUCAGUGGAGGCAGCUGUUAACCAGCUUGUCAAUGAUGUCGGCCUGCCUGAUGUAGUGAUAAACAAUGCUGCUGGAAACUUCAUUUCUCCGUCAGAAAAGCUUUCCCCCAAUGCCUGGAGAACCAUCACUGACAUAGUGCUGAAUGGCACUGCGUAUGUCACGCUAGACAUCGGGAAACGCCUCAUCAAAGCUGAGAAAGGUGCUGCGUUUCUGGCCAUCACCACAAUCUAUGCUGAGAGUGGCUCAGGUUUUGUUGUGCCAAGUGCUGCUGCUAAAGCUGGAGUGGAGACGCUUUGCACGUCUCUGGCAGCAGAGUGGGGCAGAUACGGCAUGAGAUUCAAUAUUAUUCAACCAGGACCAAUCAAAACCAAGGGUGCCUUCAGCAGACUGGAUCCCACUGGUGCGUUUGAGAAGUUGAUGUUAGAGACUAUAGCUGUGGGUCGCCUGGGAACUCCUGCAGAGAUCGCCAAUCUUGCCGCCUACCUCUGCAGCGAUUAUGCCAGCUGGGUAUCAGGCGCAAUCAUUCGGAUGGAUGGUGGUGAAUAUGUCUCCCUUGCUGGCGAGUUUAAUGGCUUGAAAAAGGUCACACAGGAGCAAUGGGCCAUUAUGGAAGCAAUGAUCAGAAACACAAAAGGAUCAUAAACAUCUGAAACAGCAGUAAAACUAAUGACAGUUCUAAUCUCAAUCUCCCAUUGUAGCACAGAGGAUCAUCUAUUUUAAAAUAUGAUUUUUAGAUUGUGACUUAAAUUGUCCUGGCACAUACAAAUAUCCAUCCAGUGACAUGUUUAUCACAUUGAGGGCUAUAAUGAAUUGUUGUGUGGAGUUUUUGAGGGGAAUAGAUAUUGUGUACCUGUCUGCCAUUUCUGCCUUAACAAUCUAUUGUAACAAUUUCAGUUACAUAUACUGUAAACAUGUAGGUUAAAUUAUUUCCUACACACUUCCCCUGUACUCUGGGAUAGACUCCAGCAUUCCUGCAAUCCUAAGCAUUUUGGAGGAAAGAUGGUUACUGUCCGAUUUGAUAAAUCCCACAAAAACAUGUUUUGAGACGUUGUUGUGUUUAAAAGGAUAUAAAAACAAUCUGCCUGACCUUUUAUGGCAACAUGUGUUAAAAGUCUUACAGUAUCUUUCAACAGCCUUAUGAUCUAAUGAUGAAGUAGAUAUGAUAUUUUGGUAUACAUUAACUUGUUUCAUGCUUAGAA